Drosophila pseudoobscura is the source of this 8068-nucleotide messenger RNA. RefSeq names its product leucine-rich repeat-containing protein 2mit (gene 2mit). NCBI's taxonomy places the organism in Eukaryota, Metazoa, Arthropoda, Insecta, Diptera, Drosophilidae. The transcript is spliced from 5 exons. The record is from RefSeq and is a predicted model, not a curated record. The coding region runs from base 1468 to 4923 and encodes 1151 amino acids. Gene Ontology annotation, molecular function: protein binding.
GCCGAGCACAGCAGCCCGAGCUGGCUUAAAAGCAUGUCCUGGCCGUAUGAGGAGCUCAGUCUAGUGCUGAAUCCACCACCGCCAGGACACGCGACACCCACAGCCGGACAGUGCGAACCUGACGUUGACAGUGCUUUGUGCCGAGUAAAGAAGCAACAAACUAAUUAGACCAUACCCGACCGCUGCCCCGCGCCGUCAUAAUUUGUGCAACUAAAACUAGGGCCAAGACCAGUGCCCCACCAACCAGCAAUCAGCAACCGUGAAAAAACCUUAAAGCAAACACAAAGCAACGUGAGAUAACCAUAAACACAACCCAAAGAGAAAAGAAAACGACCAGAGAAAGCGAGCAAACAGAAUAGAGCCAAACAAAACAGUGCAAAUCGUCUCCCCGACGACAGCCGGAACAGGAUCAAGUCCUAGACAACUUAUCACAGAGGAUUUACGGACAGACAGAGCAAGAACACGGAGUGUACACUCCGGCAAGGCAGAGCUAAUCAACGGCCACAGACGAAGCAGAGGCCACUCCCACUGUGUCUCCCACUCAGCCUCCCGCCAGGAGAGGGAGCAGCAGGAGCAGCAGGAGCAAGAGCAGCGGCCGCCUCAUUUGGCCACUGCGGAUUAUGUUAAUUAGAUUUUAUACACGCGAGGACAACGACGACAACGACGACAGGGGAGCACUUCCCAGUGUAAUGUGACAACAGCUGGCCAUAACAAAGAGCAGGAUAACAACAACAACAACAACAGCAAGGGGGACUGGAACAACUGGACGUCAGAGGAGAAGCAAUGCUCGCUUUUUAAUUGACAUUUGCUCGAGUAGAGUUGCGUUUUGUUCAACAGCAAUUAGCUGGCCAAGCAAAACUUACCCGAAUCAGGGAAAAAAUACAACAAAAAGAACCAGAAAAAGAGAGGGAAAAUAACAAAAGAGAGCAAUUAAAAUUGUAAAACAAUUGCAGAACGCUGAAUUGAAAGGAGAACAGCAACAACAAACGACGGCCACGGCCAAAAUAGAAUGAUCAAGUUGAUUUAAUUAAAAAUUCAACAUUUCACCCGGCGCCCCCCGGCAAUGAAAUUUUAACAAGAACGUCGAGCAAUGGCCGCUGGAACGGAAACGCAGCCAUUGCCAUUGGCAGUGCCCUCAGGCUCCGGUUCAGACUCCGGCUCAGGUCGAGGCUCCGGCACCUGCUGUUGACAGUUGUCACAUGCUCGGCCAAAGGCGCGCACGUGACGCCCCCAGCAAGUGAAUGAAUGAAUGAAUGAAUGGCUGAAUAAGGAAAUGAAUGACCCAGCACCCAUCCGGGGCCGAUCCGAAACCAGAACCAGAACCAGAACAAGAGUCAGCCAUAUUCAAAAUUGAACGUUAAACGCUUGCACGUACAAAGCAUAAAUUCCAAGUGAAAUAAAGGCCAUUUGCCAUCAGGAAAAAGAGUCUACCGUAAUAGCCGAAUACGGAAAACGGAAAGAAGCAAAAUGGUGAAAAUCGUGGUAUUCAAGCCACCCCUCCGUGAUGUGGGCCUGGGCCUGGGCAUGGCCCUGCUUCUGGCCUGGUCAUCACUGCUAACAAGGGUUGUGUGCGCCCACAGUGCGGAGGCCUCGUCUCGGGCUGCCGCCGACAGGGAGGAGCAGCAAUUAUCGCUCCAGCCCCUCGGCCUUAGUUACCAGAGCAUCCACCGCAUGCUGCGCGACGAGAACGAGCCGACCAGCUUCAGGGGGGAGCUGCGGUACCAGCAGAAGCGCUUCAUCCAGACGAGGCAGAAACGGGAGCUGAACGCUCCCGCUAACCGGCUGAACCUCACCAACCGCGGUCUGCGGGAGUACAACAGCAGCAGUGGCCAGUGGAAGGGAGACCUCCAGGUGAUCACGUCCAUUGACCUGAGCAACAACCGCCUGAGCCGCCUCAGUAUCGACCAUUUCCAGCAGCUGCGGCAGCUGGAUGUGAGCAACAAUUCGCUGAGCGGGAUACCUCUGAGCCUGGCGGACACUAGCCCCGCUCUACCGCUAGUGAGCCUCGAUCUCUCCUGCAACCAGUUCAGCCGCCUGUCGUCCAACUUCUUCGCCCAGCGCCUCCCGCAGCUGCGGCACCUCAACCUGGCCCACAACCGGCUGGGAAACGUUUCGCGAGAGACGUUCUACAACCUACUGGAGUUGCAGACGCUCCUGCUCAGCCACAACAGCAUCUCGGACAUUGACUACGAAACGUUCCUGGCUCUGCCCAACCUGCAGCACCUGGACCUGUCGCACAACCGCCUGAGGGGUUCGGCUAUUCGGGCCCUCCAGGGCAUACCCGACUUGGUUAGCCUCUCGAUCGCCCACAACCCGCAGGUCGGGGUUGCCAUGCAGGAGUUUGUGGCUUCCUGGAGUCUCAAGGAGCUGGAUGCCAGCGGCACAGGCCUGUGUCAGGUGCCAGCCGCCCUCGCCCAGUCAGUGCGCACUUUGAAGCUAUCCGACAACUGGUUCCAGGCCAUCAACUGCGGCGAUAUGGACAGCUACCCGUUGCUCCAGUACCUAGACCUGUCGCACUCUCGCAUUGCCCAUGUAGAGGACGAUGCCCUGGGCCGCCUGGAGCUGCUGGAGUUCCUGUUCCUCGAUCACAAUCUACUGACGCGAGUGCCUGGCAGUCUGCCCACCUCGCUGGAGCAUCUAUUUCUGCAGAACAACCAGAUAAUGGAGCUGCCGCCGCAGUCCUUUGCAGGCCUAACAAAUCUGCAGACUCUGGAUGUGUCCGGCAACCGCUUAAUUUUCCUCCCAGCUCUGGCCCUGCCUAAGCUGCUGACGCUGAACCUGCAGUCGUCAGGCGUGGAGAGUGUGAGUCAAUCGAUAGUACACACACUGCCGCAGCUGAGGGACCUGCUGCUGGAGGACAACCCCAUCAUAUGCAGUGAUCUCCUGGGCAUUGCCGAGUGGGCCAGUCCGUGCCGCGCAGUCGAUGUGGGUCAGCCGAGGGGGAAAAUCGAUUUGAAGCAGCAGUAUCUGCAGUUCCACGACUUUUAUGAGAACUUCAGCAGCCAGUGUGGCCGAAGGUUGGUCCUGCAAGGCUCUGAAGAUGACAAAAGCCCACCCACUUGCAGCCUAACGACGAAGGCAGCAGCAACAGCAACCACUACACAGGGAACUAUGCCAAAAGUGAAAGAGUCAAAGGCACAGGGUACAACGGCAGGGACAGAGGCAACGACAAAGCAAUCAGCCGGUAACAACAUUGCUCAGUUAACCACAAAAACUUUGCGGCCAACAGAAACAACUUCGUUAGCGAAAAUUCAGCAGCAGCAGGAGCAGCAGCAGCAGCAGCGGCAGCAACAAAUGCCUGGCAUGCCAACUGAAGCAACAACAUCGCCGAGCCUGCCAACUUUGGCUCAGACAAAGGCAACAACAGCGGUUCCCAUUUUGGCAAUGCCAGCAGCCACUGCCACUGCCACUGGUACACGAGCAACAGCAACAACUGCAAUGAAUUCCGACGAGCAAAUGCUACAGCCACAAACAGCAACCAAACCCAUGGGACUUACAUUGCCAACGAACAUUAGCGAUUCUGCAACAACGGCGGCGGCAACAGCAGCACUAACAACAGCAAUUGAAGUGCCACAAACAAUUUCAGCUUCAGCUUCCCAAAAAUCUGACAAAAUGCCAGCUCAAGAACGAACCGAUGAUAAGGCUGAUGACACAAUAUUAAAAUACUCGGCGAAAGCCAAAGCCGCAGCCACGACAACAACACAAAUGGCUGCAAGCGACACAUCCGGUCAAGCAGCAACCGUGGCGCCACACAAGCACCCAACGCUGCAGCUGCAUAUUAAGGAUCGCCACCUAAUUGGGACGCCCCUGCUCAUGCACAAGGGCGACGUCCUACUGGUGGAUGCCGAGCAGUUGCUUCUUCCCGGCACAGCCACGGUGGCGGAUGCGGACGCGGAACAUCGACGACAGCUGGACGACAGCCAGCAUCAGCGGCGGCAGCAGGAACAGGAAAGCCGGCAGACGUCUUCUGAUAAGCGGCAGCCGGAAGCAAUAAACGGAGACACAAAGUCGCCAACAAAGACCAAGAAGAAGCCAUCGCUGAGCAUCAAAAAGAUGACCUACAGCACCAAGCAUGCCGCCACGAAGAUGCCACCAUUGCCCACAGCUAUGCCGAUGCCAACAACCCCACGGACACAGCACCAGCACAGCAGCGUGAACACGCCCAAGGAUGCAGCGAUGGAAGAGCUGAGUACGUUUGCCCAACUGAAGGCCUACGUGGAGCUGAAGAGCGAGUCCAAGCCGGAGCACUUGCUGGACCAGCGCCUGGAGGGCCAGCAGACCCUGUCGAGCAGCCACCCCGGGGCGAUGCUGUUGCUGGCCUGCGUCUUGGUCGUAGUGUUGCUUGCGGGCCUGGCCCACGUCUACCGCUGUGAGCUUCCCUGGCAGCGGCGCGGACGUCCGGGGCAGAUGCGGCCGCACCAUCAGCGCCAGUUCAACGAGAGCGACGACGCCCACAGCUUCCUGAACUAUCAGGGAUCUACAGGCAGCACAGCAGAUCCUGCACGGCUCCAGAAAUGGCACCACAGCACCCGCCGCGAGGCGCCCUACAGUUCGCCGCUGCACAAUCUACAGGCCCGCGAGCUGCAGAGGCAGCAGGACAGGCUGCAGCGAUGCCAGCAGUUUUAUAGUGCUUCACUGGCCAGCAGCGCCUCGUCGGGCAGCAGUCGCAGCAGCCUGCAGUCGCCUUGCCACGAGGACAGCUACUCCAUCGAGAUGGCCCCCAGCAGUCCACCCGCUGUCCUGGGCCUUGACGGCGCCGUUCCCAGCCUGCCCAUGGAGCUGCUCAGCAGUAGGAAUUCCCGCCGGGACGCAGGAGCAGACAGAGUGGCAGCCACCGACCUGGGUGGAGAAACAUUGCCGGUCAUUAAAUCAGUGAGCAGCAGGCUGAUGGCCCCCAGCUCACGGCGUCUGGGUAUCUGGUGACAAACCGUCUUCGGACAGCGGCAGUACGCGCCCUUCCAGUAGAGCAAGUCAAGCGAGUAGAGAGUAAGGUCCUCCCAGUCGGCCCCGGACCCGGCCCCCCUUUCCCCGGAAACUGUCAACUGCCAACUGUGCAAAAUGAGUCAUAAAGUUGAGAGGCUCCCAGGCGCCACAGACACGGUUCGGUUCUCAGUUCCGCAAACGACAGAAUUUCUUUAGAACUAUCUUUUCCAAUAUUAAGUUUUGCCUUACGAGCACUAGUAUAUUUACUGUCGGUGCGACAAUCAAAAUUAGCAACUGGUUGAGAGAGAGCAAAAGCUCCAGAUCAGCUUUCUAAAAAAUCCUCGAAACGGGAACUGAGAACAUGACUGCCAAUACAUACGUUACAUCGAGUUUGCCUCACUUGAUUUAUGAUGCUUCGCCGCCCACACGUUGCAGGCCUCUUAGCGUUUAAGCUAGCAGCAACAAUUUGUCAUAAAUUUCUGUUACGUAUACGCCGCGUGCGACCGAACAACAGUAGCAGAAGCCUGUUCGCUAGACAGGCAGCCAAAUAGCCCACGCGGGCAGAGUUUUUAUGAGCCAUUCGCUAGGGCAGGACAGACCGGACUGGACUGGACUGGGCCAGCCGAAUCCCCUGCCAAUUUGAUGUCCAUCUUGUGGUCGUAUUUAGGUCAGUUUUCUUGCGGCCAGCGCCGUGUGUGGGCCAGUUAACUUUAUAUAAGUGCUUGUCCGUUGGCCACGAUUAAGUGUUGUGAUAGUCAUGCAUAUAAAAAUGAAAUAUCGAUCAAGUAUUAAAUAACAGUUUAGUUUAUGACAGGCUCAAUUUCGCCUGUUCGAGGCCAGAAACCAAAAGAUCUGGCAGCAGAUGCUGACCAUGCAAUUGGCGGAUACUAUUUCGGAUGAAAUUGGUUGGCACUUGAAUCCCUAAGUGAAAAAGACGGACGGACCACUCUGCACAUUCCGCUUUCGGCACCCCUUUCUUUGAGCCUCUUCUAACACAUUCAAGCGUCUAUUUAAGCCAUCCUGUCUCUAUCCUGGGCGAUGCUUGACUACCUCUUAACCUACAUUCCAGGCUGCUUGAGAUUCCAGAGUUUAAAUUGCAAUCUAAUUAAAGUUUUGCCUCUGUCCUUUCGACAAUUUCUUAGGGAAUCCGAGUCAGCAGUCUCCCCCACUGCUGGACACACAGCAACCCCUCAAUGGCCAAGUGUUGCCAUCCGGCAUUCUUCACCCCAUUUCAAGAUGCUGCCAUCCCCAGCAACCACCACAACAAUCAGCCCAUCAGCCCUCACUUAACCUCAUUUUACAAAUUGACCAACACAACAUAUGGUGUAAAUCCAGCGCAAUGGCCAGACAUCUAAUCCGCCACGCCAAAAGUGAAAUGUUGUAAAACUAUUUGAGGAUAUACGUAGAUCUAUCCAACGGACAUACAAAUAAUGCGCCAGCAAAUCAAAUUACCAGACACGCGGCCCGCUACCCCCCCAGCCACUCGGAUAGAUACGAGUGUAGGGGAGGAAAAUUGGGCAAGGGACAGGCCGUAGACAGUCGUACAAACAGAGAACACAACAAUUACAUUAAGACACGAUAAAAAGUUGUGCAACAAUCUUGCGCCCCACAAACACUCGACCCCCAACCACUGAACCGAACUGAAGCGAACUGUGCUGAAGAGAACGCACUGGAGGAAGAGGACCACAAUCAUUGCACAGCUUUUUCAACUUUUUGUGGCUUUGUAAUUGGAAUACGAAUACGGAUACGUAUACGAAUACAAGAAGAAGGCGCGUGCACACGAGCGGCGACAGCAACAGGAAGUGGCCGAAAGUGGAGCAGAGAUAGAUAUGGGAUACAGUAGAUAGACGGUACAACAAGGCGUUCGAGCACACUCCUUGGGCAAUUCUGAAGGAUUUAUUCUCGGCCACAAGCGAGAUUCCCCACUAAGCGCUCCCAACAACAAUUAAAGUAAUGCUGGCCAACACAACCUACGCCCGAUUUGGGUGGGAUUAUAUGGCAGGGAGACGGACGGCAGGGAGUCGAGGGUCGCUCCGAGUUGAGUCCGAAGGCAGGACGCACAAAAUCUUAAUUAAGGAACUUCCAAGUGGGCAAGUGUCAGGCAGCAGGCAGCAGGCAGCAGGAGGCAUUUUUUCUUCUACUUUUUUUUUAGCAGUUUAAGGAAACCUUUUUAUUUUCGACUUGCCAACACAGCACAAAAUUCGCCCACAAAAGAAACAGUAAGCCGGACAGGGACAGACAGUGGGAUCGGAAGUGGGAGGACGACCUACAAUGGACAGACCCAAAGUCCGGUCCGGUCCAGUCCGGUUCGGUCCUGGAGCAUUGUCAAAUUUAAUGAAGGUUUCCCCUUCCUACUAUUCGCCUUUGAUACAGCGCAGCUGGCCAAGAUUUAGGAAGUUUUCCAGCCACCAAGUGAGAGGACCAACUCAAAUGAGUUAAUUCGAUAUUUGACACUUUGGGAGAGCACAUUCCAGACAAUCUCGGUGUGUGAUGGCACCCAGAUCUCAGAUCACACAUUUCUGGGCCCACACCAUAGACCGACCAGUCGACUUUUGUCUCGUCUCGCCGCGCAGUUAAUAAAGUUGGUCCAGGGCCAGGACGUAAUUAUUUGCCUGCUAAAUGGCUUUUGGACGACAUUUCGGGGCCGUAAAUGGGGGCGAUUUAGAAAAUUAUGUGAAAAUAAGUUGCCUUUUGUUUGUCUAUUGGCCGCUGGCAGUUGGCAGUUUCCAGUUGGCGGUCGCCGGUCGACGGUCGACGUUUGUCGGGCUCAUAAAUAACGGUACAUAAUUGCCCAGAGUCGGAAAAUUGUGGCCGGGCAAAGGCCAAAAACGAUACAAGCACCUCGGCCGGCAGUAUGAUAGCACACAAUAAUUAAACUUAAUUGCGCUGUACAUUGAAAUGUCAAACUGUAAAAUAUAGUUCGUAAUAUUUACUUGUAGCGACGUUUGCGAUACUUAAAUUUCAAUUCUCAAUAUUGCAUGUACAAUUUCCGUAGAAUAUGUAUUUUAAAUUUACAAAAAUACAGAAAAAAACAUAUAUAGAGAGCAAAAACAAAGUAAACCGAAAACCAGGAAACGCAAUUCGAGUAACGUUAAUAUUUGCAUUUAAUUUGUCGGAAAUCAAAGUGAAAUGCGAUAAAAAAAAA